GUAGGUGGCGGUAAGGGGCUACCGGCCAAUAAGCGACGAAGAAGAAGAGUCACUUGUAAACAUGGAGCAGUAAUGGUAGAGAAGAGUGAAAACUACAUGCUUUAAAAGCAUUUUUAUUCUUUUUUUGUUGUUGUUAUUGAUUUAUGACAUAAAGAGGGACAAAUCUCGAUAAGGGAGUUUUCUUUUUUUAUGGAACAGAGACUUUCAUUCCUUGCGGGCAGAUCUGAGGUCAGCUAAGGAUGACAUUUUGUCUCCAGGUCGCUCUGUGGCUGCGGUCCAGAGCUCCAGUUCACCUCGCCAGUCGACACGUCCACAAACUGUCCUCGCUUCGAAAAGCAACCUCACUUCCUCCCAAGAAGAUGCAGAGCCUGCUGUACCCCUUCAGCGGCCUGGAGGCGUACCUGGACAGGUCAGUGGACAGGAUGCAGUUUCAGCUGUUUCAUCCCUCUAUGGAGGACAUGAUGGAGGCGGAGAAGCUCUUCUGUUCUUCACCGUCUCACCGGAUCGAUUACUACGUCUCUGCAGAGAGGAUGGACCACGCUCCCGUUCUGAAACAGUCAGAGGUGUGUUUCAUCGGCAGGAGCAACGUGGGGAAGUCGUCGCUCAUCAAAGCUCUGUUUUCCCUGACUCCAGAGGUGGAAGUCCGAGUCUCCAAAACUCCAGGCCACACCAAGAAGAUGAACUUCUUCAAAGUGGGCAAAGCGUUCACCUUGGUGGACAUGCCGGGUUACGGACACAGAGCGCCCAAAGACUUUGUUGACAUGGUGGAGCCUUAUCUUUACACCAGGAAAAAUCUAGUAAGGACAUUCCUGUUGGUGGACGGCAGUGUUGGUCUGCAGAAAGCCGACCACAUUGCCCUGGAGAUGUGUGAGGAGACCAGAUGCCCAUAUGUGAUGGUGGUGACGAAGAUAGAUAAAUGUGGGCAGGGGGCGCUGCUGACGAACCUGCUGAAUCUUCAGGAUGUGAUUAACACUCAGACCAGCAGCUGCUUCCCCCAACCUUUUCUGAUCAGCUCUGUUAAUUAUUGGGGGAUCCACCUGCUGAGAUGCUUCAUUACACAUGUGACAGGAAGCAUCAGGCUGAGAGAGAACGCUUCAAAAAGCUGAUAAAACACCAGAGAGUUUCCCUGAAUCAUGACCUUCCAGAGGGUUUUUUCUGUUUUCUGUUCAUACGUCCUAAAUUAUACAUGUCUGCUGCUGCUCUGGUUUUCUUUCUAAUAAAAUCCUUAAA
Molecule: messenger RNA, 1230 nt
Organism: Gambusia affinis (western mosquitofish)
Lineage: Eukaryota; Metazoa; Chordata; Actinopteri; Cyprinodontiformes; Poeciliidae
Gene: gtpbp8
Product: GTP binding protein 8 (putative)
Exons: 8
Coding region: 240-1106 (288 amino acids)
Cellular component (GO): mitochondrion
Molecular function (GO): GTP binding
Source: RefSeq, a predicted model, not a curated record